GCCUCUCUUAUCUUAUCACAUUCAAUUCCCCAUCUCUUUUUCCAUCACUAAACUUGGUCACAUCAAACCAUUACUGCUCAUUUUUCCUUUUCUCUCAACCAACUUGGAGGGGUCUCUCCUCCCUCUUUCCCACUUCAAAGAGAUUCGCAAGGACAAUCCAACUCUAAUCACCUUCCCUAACUCCCCUUUUCCAUCCCUCUAUAUGUAUCUUAUAGCUUGUCACUAGCUCAAAUACACCUCUCUCUUAAUUCUUUAUUUCUUGAUCUAAUUUCAGACCCUUUUACCAGAAAUCCUACAAUGCCUCCUGUGCAUUCUAGCCCUUACUUCCAAAUGGACAAUCCAGCCAUACUAUCCUUGCUCCGGAAAACCGCCGGCGAGAAACGGUCAAAAUCUAGUUCCGGGGGGCUUCUUAAAAUGUUCAAGCUCUUCCCCAUGUUAACCUCAGGUUGCAAGAUGGUUGCACUUCUUGGCAGGCCUCGAAAACCUUUACUUAAAGACCAUGCUACUACAGGUACCCUUUUCGGAUAUCGCAAAGGGAGAGUAAGUCUAGCCAUUCAAGAGGAUCCUCAUUGCGUGCCAAUGUUUGUUAUAGAACUACCGAUCCAUACGAGUGCUUUUCACAAAGAAAUGGCAUCUGAUAUAGUAAGAAUCGCGCUAGAGAGCGAGACCAAGACUCAUAAGAAGAAAGUGCUGGAAGAGUUUGUGUGGGCUGUUUAUUGUAAUGGAAGAAAGAUAGGCUACUCUAUUAGAAGGAAGCAAAUGUCUGAUGAUGAGCUUCACGUUAUGCAGCUUUUGAGGGGCGUUUCGAUGGGUGCAGGUGUUCUUCCAAGCCCAGAUGAGAAGGAAAGUACAGCAGAUGGUGAAUUGACGUACAUAAGGGCAAGGUUUGAGAGAGUGGUGGGAUCCAAGGAUUCUGAAGCUUUGUAUAUGAUUAAUCCUGAUGGUGCACCAGGGCCAGAAUUGAGUAUUUUCUUUGUCAGGGCUCAUUAGAUUCUGGGCUGUGAAACACCGGCUGGCAGAUCGUGGGAAUUUGUGUGGCUUUUGUUGAAUCGGCAGACAGAUCAUAAGAGUUGGUAGGAGCUCAUUCAAUAUCAGAGGUUGGUGUGGGGCUGUGAGCUUAGAUGUCUAAAUUUUGUGCAUUAAAUGAAUUGUCGAAUGCUGUCCCUAGUCUCAAUCCUUAUCUAGAGAAAUGAAGUUUGCAAGAGAGUCACCGUCCCAGAGAGCAAGAGCCAAGAGUACGGAAUGGACUACCUAACCUUUUAUUGGCUACUGCUUUUCUUGAUCGUCACCGCCACAAUCACAUAUCAGUAAUUUCUUCCUUAAAUUCGAUCUGUUAAUGAAUCACUACAUGAAAUGAAUUUUAUAUAUUUAAUAAUUAAAUCUCCUUAUAUAUUAUAUAUUUACUAUUUUUU
Molecule: messenger RNA, 1412 nt
Organism: Hevea brasiliensis (rubber tree)
Lineage: Eukaryota; Viridiplantae; Streptophyta; Magnoliopsida; Malpighiales; Euphorbiaceae
Product: protein MIZU-KUSSEI 1
Exons: 2
Coding region: 298-990 (230 amino acids)
Biological process (GO): hydrotropism
Source: RefSeq, a predicted model, not a curated record